This is a messenger RNA of Elephantulus edwardii (Cape elephant shrew), 741 nucleotides long. It is a transcript of the gene SSMEM1, whose product is annotated as serine-rich single-pass membrane protein 1. The record is from RefSeq and is a predicted model, not a curated record. The transcript has 3 exons. Lineage: Eukaryota; Metazoa; Chordata; Mammalia; Macroscelidea; Macroscelididae.
AUGGGAGACCUUUUUUCCUUAUUUUGGGAAAUGAAUCCUCCUCCCUCGCCUUUAACAAUCCCCAUUCCAAACCAGGAUCAUGAAUGCCGGAAGGAUGACUCUUGUGGAACAAUAGGCAACUUCCUGCUUUGGUAUUUUGUCAUUAUCUUGAUCCUGCUGGUUUUCUCUAGGACUUCUGUCUGGAUAUCUGAGAAAAGCAAAAAGAAUGAAGACAGUGGGACAAGCUCUCCAGAAAGUAAAGCAAGCAAAGAUACUUCCUAUAAGCAGGACAGCAAAGAUUCCAUCUGGGACUCUUUAAAAGGGAUAAAGAAAACAAAGCAUUUCCAACUGGCCCCUGUCACGGACUCAGAAAUGGUUUUGGUCAAUGCUUAUCUUGAAGGAAGACGAUCCAGGCUCCAGUCUCAACUCAACCAAAGAAAGCAAAUCCAACACGACAGUGAGAGCACUGAAUGUGAGAGUGAAGAGUCAAACUCGGCACUCUCCUCGUGGAAAGAGAGUGAGAAUGAACUCCAGCCAUCCCCAGCCAGCAUCAGGAGGAGGAAACCAGGCCUGCGGCAAAACAAUCUGAGAAAGAUUUCCCAGAGCUGGGAAAGACCCUGCCUCCAUUGUAAAGCCGUAAGAACCAAUGAAUGGUUGAUUCGCCAUUUCCUUCAAGAGCCUUCAGUGGAAGCCCCUAAGAAGUAAGCUGUGUAAAAGGAAAAUUCUGUAGCCACCAUUAAUACCAAAUUCAGUUCAUUUUGA